Messenger RNA from Lucilia sericata (common green bottle fly), 560 nucleotides. RefSeq lists its product as uncharacterized. The transcript has a single exon. The record is from RefSeq and is a predicted model, not a curated record. Bases 71 to 520 code for a protein of 149 amino acids. Lineage: Eukaryota; Metazoa; Arthropoda; Insecta; Diptera; Calliphoridae.
UCAAAUUUAAGUAAAAUUUUAAAAAUAAUAAAAUUUUUCAUUUAAUUAAAUUCUUAAAAAAAAUCACAACAUGCGCUUCUAUCCCAAUGCCGACAUUAGCAACUACUGGGAACUACCUUCCAGCUGGUCUUUAUACAGUCACAAUCCCCAUAAAAAUUGGCAACGAAAACCUCUACAACGCAAACACACUAUUGCCUAUUGGUGUGAUCUAGAAGGUGGCAAAAUGUCGGAAAUAAAGAAAAAAGAUUUGUAUUUAAAGAAUUUCCCAAAUACACGUAUACGCGGCGAGGCCUGUUUACCCUGGUAUUAUUGUGUGGGCAAUCGUUUUAUACGUCUCGAAAGGGCAUUUCCCCAUGAUUUCAAAUGUACCGUAUUACCCAUGAAUCUGCAAGAAGUGCGCGCUGUAAAUGAGUACGAAAGAGAAACGGCUAAAAAUGCUAAGGCUGGAGCAGCAGAAGCUAAGAGAUUGGCUGAGGAAGCGACUAAAUUGGAGAUGAAGAAGAAGGGUAUAAGGUCAUAGAGGUUUCUUAAAAACUAUAUUACAGGGAUAUUAAGUUCAA